Molecule: messenger RNA, 1902 nt
Organism: Sphenostylis stenocarpa
Lineage: Eukaryota; Viridiplantae; Streptophyta; Magnoliopsida; Fabales; Fabaceae
Source: the annotation of a GenBank genome assembly
AUGGAAGUAGCUUUUCCCCCUCAAGUACAAAAACCAAAUUUGCAGAUAACAGGUCGCAAAAUUUUAUGUGUUGGAUCCCAAAAGGAUUUGUGGCUUGUUGUAAAAGAAGGAUCUCUAAAUGAUGUAGAGUUGGCCUUGGCAUCAUUGAAGAAGAGUGGGGGCAAUAUCAAUUUGAGGAACACUUUUGGGUUGACUCCUCUUCACAUUGCAACUUGGAGAAACCACAUUCCCAUUGUAAGGAGGCUUCUUGAAGCUGGUGCUGAUCCUGAUGCUCGAGAUGGAGAAUCAGGAUGGAGUAGCCUUCACAGGGCUCUGCAUUUUGGUCAUCUUGCUGCGGCAAGUGUCCUUCUUCAGCACGGUGCCUCUAUUACAUUGGAGGACUCUAAAUCUAGAAUACCUGUAGAUCUCUUAUCUGGCUCUGUAUUUCAGGCUCUUGGAAAUGAACACAGUUCAGUGGCUACUGAGGUCUUUAGUUGGGGAAGUGGUGCAAAUUAUCAGCUUGGAACUGGAAAUGCACAUAUUCAGAAGUUACCAUGCAAAGUUGAUUCACUUGGGGGUUCAUUCAUAAAGCUAAUUUCUGCGGGGAAGUUCCAUAGUGUGGCGCUUACUGCUCGUGGAGAAGUGUAUACUUGGGGAUUUGGAAGGGGUGGCCGUCUAGGGCAUCCUGAUUUUGAUAUACACAGUGGUCAAGCUGCUGUCAUCACUCCCCGCCAGGUGACUUCUGGUCUGGGUUCCCGCAGAGUGAUGGCAAUUGCUGCAGCUAAGCAUCAUACGGUCAUUGCUACUCAGGGUGGGGAAGUGUUCACUUGGGGAUCUAAUAGAGAGGGACAGCUUGGGUACCCUUCUGUUGAUACACAACCCACACCUCGUAGAGUAUCUUCUUUGAGGUCAAAAAUUGUUGCUGUUGCUGCAGCUAACAAACACACUGCUGUAGUUUCUGAUUUAGGUGAAGUUUUUACAUGGGGUUGUAACAGGGAGGGUCAGCUUGGUUAUGGCACCUCAAACUCAGCAUCUAAUUACACCCCACAUGUUGUUGAAUCCUUGAAGGGAAAGACUUUGACCAGAGUUUCUGCUGCAAAAUAUCACACAAUUGUAUUAGGAUCUGAUGGAGAGGUAUUUACCUGGGGUCAUCGACUUGUUACUCCAAAACGUGUAGUAGUUAGUAGGAACUUGAAGAAAAGUGGAAGCACUCCUUUAAAAUUUCAUCGCAAGGAACGACUUAACGUGGUUUCUAUAGCUGCUGGAAUGGUACACAGCAUGGCUCUUACAGAUGAUGGUGCAUUAUUUUAUUGGGUCUCCUCGGAUCCUGAUCUUAGAUGCCAACAGUUAUAUGCUAUGUGUGGAAGAAAUAUGGUUAACAUAUCUGCUGGAAAGUACUGGACUGCAGCAGUUACAGCUACAGGUGAUGUUUACAUGUGGGAUGGGAAGAAAGGUAAGGAAAAGCCCCUUGUUGCAACUCGGUUGCAUGGUGUAAAGAAGGCUACAUCAGUUUCGGUUGGUGAAACGCAUUUACUAAUUGUUGCUUCUCUCUAUCAUCCUGUCUUCCCUCCCAACGUGAUUGAGAAUUCUCAGAAACUCAAGUUGAAUAACAUUGAUGAUAUUGAAGAGUUAAAUGAAGACAUUUUAUUUGAGGAUCUGGAUUCCAGUAAGAUGAUAUCUAGCGUACAAAAUGAUACUAUGAGGCAGAGAUCUAUACCCAGCUUAAAAAACCUUUGCGAAAAAGUAGCUGCAGAGUGUUUAGUGGAGCCACGGAAUGCUGCACAACUGCUUGAGAUUGCCGAGUCUCUCGGAGCGGAUGAUUUGAAGAAAUACUGUGAGUAUUCUUCACGAGAGCUAUUUGACGUUGAUGUUAGGUGGUUUCUUCUAGCAUUGCACACACAGUAUAAUUCUAUCAUCAUGUAA